CUCAAGGCGAGGAGCAACAACAACAGUCGCUCGGCCAUCUUGGAUCAUAUGGGGUCCUGUGAGAGUGUAUCCCCACCAUUAUCACUUGAAGCUGAGGAAUAAUAAAUAACCAGGCACAAUGUCAGAGAGUGAAGGAAGUUACCACUCAGACUCCGAGCAGGAAAAGUCUGGGCCGGGCAGCGACAGUGAGGGUGAAAAUCGACGAAGCCGAAGUCGCAGUGCUGGCCGUGAACGUUCGCCAAGCAGAAGCAGAAGUCGCAGUGCCAGUGGUAGUCGGAGCCGCAGCAGGUCAGGUAGCAGGAGCAGAAGUCGCAGUAGGAGCCGGAGCAGAAGUAGAAGCAGAAGUCAAAGUAGGAGCAGAAGUAGAAGCAGGAGCAGAAGUAGGAGCAGAAGCAGAAGUCGGUCUGUAAGAUCAGAUGAAGCGAUGGAAGCACGAAGUGGGGAAGAGGAGAUUAGUGGAGAUGAAGAACCAGCUGAUGGUGAAGAUAUUGCUAAUUCUGAAUAUGACAGUGAAGAGGAGGAAGAUGAAGAACGACAUGCAAAGAAGAAGAGAAAAAGAGGUGCUGUGUCAGAUUACUUCUUGGAGGAGGCUGAAGUAGAUGAUGAUGAAGGUGAAGAUGACGAAGAUGAGGACGGUGAUUAUUAUGAUCUGUUGGGUAAUGAGAAGGAGGAGGUUGGCGUAACUGCCCGUGAGAUUGAAGCCAACCGUAGAGCACACAGUGUUUGGGAUAAUGAGCGAGAGGAAGAGAUUGAAGAAUAUUAUCGUCGCAAGUAUGCCGAAGAGUCAUCAGCAGCCAUGCGUUUUGGUGAGGGAGGUGAAGAGAUGAGCGAUGAAAUUACUCAACAGACUCUGCUUCCUGGUGUUAAGGACCCGAACUUGUGGAUGGUGAAGUGUCGCAUUGGUGAGGAGAAGAUGACGUGCUUACAGUUGAUGCGCAAAAUGAUUGCGUACCAAUUCACCGAAGAGCCUCUUCAGAUUAAGUCAGUUGUGGCCCCAGAAGGCGUGAAGGGCUAUAUUUACAUUGAGGCGUACAAACAGACUCAUGUAAAGUCUGCCAUGGACGGUGUAUCAAACCUGAGACUUGGUAUUUGGAGGCAGACGAUGGUACCAAUUAAUCAAAUGACUGAUGUCCUGCGUGUAGUGAAGGAAGUCCCAACGUUGAAGCGUGGUGCUUGGGUUAGACUGAAACGAGGUAUCUUCAAGGAUGAUCUUGCACAGGUGGAUUAUGUGGAUGCCUCACAGAACACGGUGCACCUCAAGCUUAUCCCUCGUAUUGAUUAUACGCGGAUGCGAGGAGCUCUUAGGUCUAGUCAGUCUGAGAAUGACCUCAAGAGGAAGAAGUUCCGUCGGCCACCACAGAAACUUUUUGACAACGAUGCCAUUCGAGCUAUUGGAGGAGAAGUCACUCAAGACGGUGACUUCCUCAUAUUUGAAGGGAACCGCUUUACACACAAAGGCUAUCUGUAUAAGACAUUUGCCAUCUCGGCAAUCAUGGCAGACGGAGUAAAGCCAACACUGAGUGAAUUAGAAAAGUUUGAAGAACAGAGCUUGGCAGAUAUGGAGCUCACUACAUCUGGCCGUGAGGAUGAAGGCCACAGCUUUGCACCAGGUGACCAUGUGGAAGUAAUUGAAGGUGAACUGAUGAACUUGAUGGGUGCUGUCACACGUGUGGAUGGGAACAAAAUCACAAUCUUACCAAAGCAUGAGGACUUGAAGGAUGAGCUGGAAUUCUUAGCUCAUGAACUGAAGAAGUAUUUCAACCAAGGAGAUCAUGUGAAAGUCAUUGCUGGAAGAUAUGAGGGGGACACUGGACUGAUUGUCCGAGUAGAAGAAAACAUGAUCGUUCUAUUCUCUGACCUUACCAUGCACGAACUUAAGGUGCUGCCACGUGAUCUUCAGCUGUGUGCUGAUGUAGCCACUGGCGUGGAUUCUCUUGGACAGUUCCAGUGGGGAGACUUGGUGUCUCUGGAUGCUCAGACUGUUGCUGUGAUUGUGAGGUUAGAAAAAGAAAACUUCCAAGUCCUGAAUAUGCACGGAAAAUUGGUCCACGUCAAACCUCAAGCAGUUCACAAGAAGAAGGAAAACCGUCGUGCUAUGGCCCUUGAUGCAGAACAGAAUACUAUCCAAGUGAAGGAUGUGGUGAAAGUGAUCGAUGGUCCACACUCGGGUCGUCAAGGUGAAAUACGUCAUCUGUACCGAAAUUUUGCAUUCCUACACUCCAAGAUGAUGAUUGAAAAUGGUGGAAUUUUUGUUUGCAAAACAAGACACUUGGUUCAAGCUGGAGGAGCUAAGUCAGCUGGAGGUGGACUAGGGUCGGGUGGCAUAGUUAUGGGCAUGGGCCUCAUGUCUCCUCGGCUUACUUCCCCGGCCCAUCCAGCUGGCGGCACUAGUGAGCGUGGUGACCGUGGUGGCGGUGACCGUGGUGGAUUUGGAGAUCGUGGGAGAGGGCGAGGAAGAGGAAGAGGGGCUGGCAGAGAUCGUGGUGUCAUUGGUCAGACCAUCAAGAUUACCCAAGGACCAUACAAGGGUCAUGUUGGUAUUGUAAAGGAUGCCACAGAUUCUACUGUCCGUGUUGAACUUCACUCCAAGUGCCAAACCAUUAUUGUGGAUCGGUCUCGUGUGGCAGUUGUGGGAUCCACCAGUGCCAAGGCUGGCUCAUUCACCUCUUACACACGGACUCCAACAUGGGGCUCUGCUACCCCUAUGUAUGGCAACACAGGCUCUCGCACACCCAUGUAUGGUUCUCAGACACCACAGUACGAUGGUUCACGUACACCACACUACGGGAGCAUGACCCCGUCCCAUGAUGGGUCUGCUACUCCGGGCAGACAAUCAGCGUGGGAUCCUACUAUCACCAAUACCCCAGCACGACAGUCUGAGUUCGAUGACUAUCCCUUUGAUGAAGCAUCGCCUUCACCCGCUUACAAUCCAGGGACGCCAGGUUAUCAGUCAGAUGCUGGGCAGGGUCCAUAUACCCCACAGACCCCUGGCACAGUGUACAGCUCAGAUCACAACUACAGCCCCUAUCAGCCUGAGCCAUCACCCUCAGGUUACCAGCCUGGUGGUAGCCCUGCUGCAUAUGUGGGAACACCAAGCCCUGGUACAGGCUAUCAAGGUACACCAUCACCUGGCUCUGGGUAUGCAUCACCUUCACCUCUUGCAUCGUACAGCCCCAUGACACCAGGAGCACCAUCUCCCUAUAAUCCUCAGACACCAGGUGCAGGUAUGGACUCAUUAGGAAUGCAGGAUUGGCAGACGGCAGACAUUGAAGUAAGAAUCAAGGAGACUAACGAUGACUCGGGUCUCAUAGGGCAGACGGGCAUCAUCCGGGGAGUAUCGGCUGGCAUGUGCUCUGUGUACCUGCCAGAAGAGGAGCGUGUUGUUAACAUCCUCGGUGAACAUUUGGAACCUGUCACACCAGCACAGGGAGAUCGUGUUAAGGUGAUCUUUGGGGAGGAACGUGAGCAGACAGGCAAUCUUCUUUCAAUAGAUCACAAUGAAGGUGUAGUAAAACUUGACCAUGCAGAUGUGAAGAUGUUGCAGCUUCGCUAUCUUUGCAAGAUGAAGUAACAAGGGCAUUCACAAUUGUGAUAAUUAUAAUAGUUUUGUCCUCUAACAUAUAUAUAUUUGACUUGCCCUUUUAUAGGGUGAUUAGCUUGUAUAUUACAGGAUUUGAAUUUAAAAAUUGACGAGGAAAUAUUGUAUGAUGAUGAAUGUGUACAGUAUUUGGAUGGUCUCAAGGAUAUGAAAAGUAACCAUCUUUUGAGUCAAGGGGAAAAUUUUCUAUUAUUCUACCUCUCAUCUUUUAUAUAUUUUCAUUUUAACUGGAGUUUCUUGCACUACCAUUUAGAAUUGCAGUGAAUGGAAAAUAUACAUCAAUUAGAAGAAUAUUUUUGAGAUUUCAACAAAAUUAAAGUCAGAUGUGUUUCAUUAAUCAGAAAAUAUGAAUUCAUUGUUUUAUGAAUAUUGUAUCCGUUAGCAUUUCUAUCUGUCUGUUUCUUUAUCUAUGCUUAUAUUCUUAAGUAGUAGCAUUAACAGACAUGCAAUGCUUGACAAGAAACUUAAAUAAAGCCACUGAUCCUCUCUUCAAUUUGUAAUGGUUGAAAGAAGGUGAAUCAAGACAUGCACUCUGCGUAAAUGUUUAUUGAUUGCUAACCUUCUUUGCACUGUUCAUUUGUCGGUUCACUCUCACAAUCCUGCGCGAUUUGUCAGCUUUGUAAACAUACACUCCACUGAAAUCCUGCAGGACAUUAUGAUUAUAAGGAAUUUCUACCCAUAGGGAUAACAAAAAUAGCCAAGUGUAGAAUGGACGUCAUUCAAUUACCUGCUCUUUACACUUAGUUAUAUGUUUUGCUUAGUUACAUUCUGUCCACACAAAUACCUUCUUCUUUUAUUAUUUAUACCUAACGUGGACUAAUUUAUUUUAUGUGAUUAUGAGAACUACUGUCAUAUCAUUUGCUUGAUUGUCUGGUAAAGUAUUUCCCAAAUGACAAUAUAUAAACAGUAUUUCAGAAUUAUCCUCAUUGCUUUAUGUAUUUCAACACCUUGGUUGUUUAUAACUGGAUGAAUUUAUUGAGUUUAUAGUGCCCUGUAGAUACGGGUACACAAAUCCUUACCUAGACUAUAAGAACCCGUGUUACUACUAUGUGUAUUGACAUAGAAAAGGUCGUUUUGGUGUUAUUUGUAGCUAUGAAAUCAUUUACUGACAUGGAUGAGGCUUCUAGCAGACUGCUUGUAUAUACUUUUGUAUAUAAGGGAGAUAUAUAAAUGAGUUGGGGGUUUUGGAUGUUAAUGGAAAUACCUUGUGGUGAUUUUGGAAAUGAGGCACCAGUUAAUUCAUUGUGCUUUCUGUAUUGAUUCGCAUGAGCGGUUAGACCUCCAAAAAUGAUAAAUAAUGUGCAUGUGCAAAAUGGAAAGAUUUAUUAGACAGGGUGUUGUGUUUCAAGGUGAACUUUUUUUUUUUUUUUUUUUAUACACGUAUAAAGCUGUUAUUCCUAGUACAGUAGUCAGUUUUUUAUCAAUAUGAAAUCUAAUUUUAUGUGAAAAACUGUACAAUAUUUAAGUAUUUAUGUCAAGUGUGAUAUUGUCUAACAUUUUGUAUUGAUGGUUUUGCCUUUACCAUUUUCUUUCUUCAGAAUGAGUUUGUGGAGAUGUUUGGAAUUUUUUUUAUUUUAACCUGUUGUAAAAUAAUCAUUAUCCUGUGAAGCUAUUAUCUAUUCAUGUUUUAUGUACGUUUUGUGUACAAGAUGUUAAAUUAAUCAUCACAUGUGUGAUGUUCUUUAAAGGUUCAAACUCCUUUGGAAAGAAGAACUAUAACUAAACAAGAAAAAUUAUUUUUUUAGUAUUUUUUUUUCUUUCAAUUUAAGAUAAAAUCAUGCAUAUUUAUUUAGCCUUUAUAAUGAAGAGCAAAAUAAAUUUAAUUUUCAUGCAA
Molecule: messenger RNA, 5432 nt
Organism: Homarus americanus (American lobster)
Lineage: Eukaryota; Metazoa; Arthropoda; Malacostraca; Decapoda; Nephropidae
Gene: Spt5
Product: transcription elongation factor SPT5-like
Exons: 22
Coding region: 119-3571 (1150 amino acids)
Biological process (GO): transcription elongation-coupled chromatin remodeling; regulation of DNA-templated transcription elongation; regulation of transcription by RNA polymerase II
Cellular component (GO): DSIF complex
Molecular function (GO): mRNA binding; protein binding
Source: RefSeq, a predicted model, not a curated record